Molecule: messenger RNA, 3362 nt
Organism: Bolinopsis microptera
Lineage: Eukaryota; Metazoa; Ctenophora; Tentaculata; Lobata; Bolinopsidae
Product: cyclic nucleotide-gated channel rod photoreceptor subunit alpha-like
Exons: 12
Coding region: 44-2902 (952 amino acids)
Biological process (GO): potassium ion transport; transmembrane transport
Cellular component (GO): membrane
Molecular function (GO): voltage-gated potassium channel activity; protein-containing complex binding
Source: RefSeq, a predicted model, not a curated record
UUUAUUCAGUACAGCAAAAGAAGGGUGAUUUUGUCACUAUGGUAUGACUCAGAAUGGCACCGAACCAAGUAGAAAUAGCCCAGAGGAUUCUCAGCCAGAACAUUUAGUUCCAAAUGAGAAUUUAGUCGAAUAUGUGAGGGACGUUUAUGGCAAUGUGACUGUUUGCGGAGGGAAAGAUACUAAAUCUAUGGAGGAGGGGACUUCAAAAAGUGGGAUAAACAGAACACCUAUGAGAGGAAUUCUGAAGAGGACUAAGAGCUCAAAUACUAAGGAAAUAAGCGGUUUUCCCAAAGUUCAAGAAGAUGGCGAAUUAUCGGAGAGGAAACUUGUGGACGGUGUAACCACUGUGACAAAUAUCCCUGGAGAAGAUUUCAUCAGUCCCAGAACACUUGGUGAGGUUGAACUUGAUGAAGCUCAGGAUAGUGCUUCACUGCAGUCGCAAGAUUCAAACAAUCAGCAAGCGGAGCCUGGCAGUGGUAUUACUGAGGGUUCCAAUUUGAGUGGUAACAACGAACCUAAACCCAAGUCAGUUAAGAGUGUAUCAGUUGCAGAGGAGUCUGUUUCAAAUGGACUGAACUCACCUCAUAAAAUUGAGUCAACUAAUGACAGUGGUGAGUCACCAGAGUGCACUACACGAAACUUACCUACUAAGGACCUAACUUGUGCAUCAAGUGAAAAUAUUGUCGAGGAAUCAUUGUCCAACUCACCGCAACAAAUCUCAAAAGAACAGUUACCGUCCUCUCAAGAAAAACCAUCUGACGACACGCCCGUUUUUGAAGAAAUUUCAGCUGAUAAAUCUUCAAAACCGGUGGAUAAAACUCAAGGUACAUCAGAUAAAUCCCAGGUUGUAUCAGAUAAGCCCCCUCCUUUAUCUGAACGAACCAGCUCAACUGACAAAACCUUAUCUCGAGAUAACUCUACUGAUAAGACUGCCAGUCCACCUCGGCCCAAUUCUAGUGGUAACAUUGAGACGAUGAGAAAGUGGCGCAGGACGGGAAUGGCCGUGAAAACGUCACUAAAGUUUCAAGAAGCGGGAAAAUUGGCGAUGUUGAAGAAGGCUAUGAUAAAACUUAAGAAGGAUUCUAUCAAAUACAUUAACGCUCUAGCGAAAGAUCACAUUCCUGAAGAUGAGGACCCGUUUAUAUUGCAGCACUUUAACGACAGGACUAAAAAGAAGGUGUAUGUGGGGAGUAAUAAACCUGGGGGCACUGGAGAGGAGCAGGGAGCUUUUGUAGUUGACCCAGCCGGGGAUCUCUACUUCUUUACUCAGGCGCUGGUGACAAUAGCAAUGCUAUACAAUCUUGUCUCUUCUGUCCUCCGCCUGACUUUUAGAGAAUUUGAGGAGCAAAAUCAAUUCGUCAUCUUCACCCUCGACUCCAUCUGUGAUAUCAUCUAUUUAUCUGACUUUGCUGUUAAGUUUCGAAGGGGAUACUUGGAUGAUGGCAUACUGGUAACGGACGUACAGAAGAUAAAAGAAAACUAUAUGUCAUCACAAGAUUUCUCAUGGGACUUAGCUGCUGUUUUACCACUUUGUAUCUCUUAUGGUGUUGCCAUGGAGAUAUAUCAGCAUUCUUCAUACUUAUUUACCAGCAGACCUGAUGUGGAAGCUUCUAUGAUAAAGAACAUUCUAAUUGGGGAGGCGACACUCCGGUUAUUCAAACUCGCUAAAUUCUACUCCAUGCGGAGGUUUUUCGAGAGUUUUGGGAGCAGAACAAACAGCCCAGGUGUGAUGAGAGCGUUCUGUCUGAUAAUGUAUCUUCUCCUCUCGAUACACUGGGUAGCUUGUAUCUACUAUUGUGUGUCUGAGUACGAGGGGUUCGGGAGAAACAGUUGGGUGUUUCCUAAAUAUGAGCCAGAUGAUCCUAAUAGUAAUCUGCAUAGGAAGUAUAUCCACUGUUUCUACUGGGCGUUCCUUACCCUGACAACAAUAGGAGGUCCUGACCAGCCUGACACCACCCUGGAGUUCAUUCUGACUUGUAUAACCUUUUUGUUGGGUAUCUUCAUAUUCGCUGCGGUGGUGGGCAAUGUUGGGGAUGCUAUUACCAGCAUGAACGAGAGUAAAACUACUAAUCAGAAACGAUCGGACGCUAUAAAGUUGUACAUGCAGCAUCACGGUGUACCUGAUAUAUUACAGAGGAAGGUUAAGAAAUGGCUUGAAUACUCAUGGAUGAGAACUCAGGGGGCAGAUGAGCAGAGUCUGAUGGACGCUUUACCAGAACGACUAAGAGCGAGGAUAGCUAUUCAGAUACAUGUAAAGACGCUCAAAAAGGUUAAAAUAUUUGAGAACUGUGAGCAUGGUCUGCUGUGUGAGCUGGUUUUAAAACUAAAACCACAAAUUUACUCACCGGGAGACUAUAUCUGCAGAAUCGGGGAAAUUGGCAAGGAGAUGUUCAUAAUAUCACACGGGAAAGUGGAGUGUAUCAUUACGACGGGUACUGGAGAGCGUAAAACAGUAGCUGUGUUAGUAGCGGGACAGAGUUUUGGAGAGAUAGCUCUGCUGGGAGUGGAGGGAUGUAGUCGCAGGACUGCUGAUGUUAGAGCGAUUGGUUACUCCGAACUGCUGUCCCUGUCUAAAAAAGCUCUGACACAAGCGCUGGAAGAUUACCCUGAAGCAAGAAAGCAGCUGGAACAAGAAGGGAAGAACAGGCUUGGUAAAGGAAGUAGCUCCAACAGUAAUAACGUCAAAGAGGAGUUAGAAGACCAAGUUGCAACAUCCCCUCAGAUAAGUGCUCUGAUAUCACAACUCAAAAACUUUGAUAGCAUGAUGUGCAAAGAAAAGCUUGCCGCACUGACAGCUGAAAAGGAGGCUCUAAAACAGGAACUUAAAACAAAAACAGAAGAGCUUGAAGAGGCUCAGCGACUUAUACUAGAAUACACUGACAAUAGAACGCGAUUAAAGUGAAAUAUCGGGUGUUGUUUUUAAUAUAUGAUUUGAAUGCGACAGAUUAUUCUUUACGGUUACCAGAGAUCUGGUUACUGGUACACAAAUUAUUUAGAAGUAAUUGAACGUAUCUUAUUAUAAUACAAAAUCAGAGCAAAUGUAGUGUCAAGCUUUGAAAGUAGUUUGCUUCGAAAACAGAUUGAGAAUAAUAUAAGAUGAAUGAAUAUUUAUUCAUUGCACUCAUCAAAAUCGAAUGAAGGCAGUCAAAGCAAAAAGACUUAAAUUUCUUCUUUGUUUAAAUUAUUUUUAAGUGAUGAAUUGCUGCUUCACUGUCUGAACAUUUAUAUACUGCAGCAAUACUUUUUAAUUUUAUUUCAGUUUGAUUAAAGUUUUACGAAAUGAAAAUUUGUAAUAUCAGUUGUGGCAUUAGAAUUUCGAUAAAUCAGCUGGUUUUGUUAUUAAAUAAAAUGUCAAACUUGGG